Clavispora lusitaniae ATCC 42720 is the source of this 1419-nucleotide messenger RNA. Its product is annotated as putative Xaa-Pro dipeptidase. Gene Ontology annotation, molecular function: metalloaminopeptidase activity; manganese ion binding. Gene Ontology annotation, biological process: proteolysis. The record is from RefSeq and is a predicted model, not a curated record. NCBI's taxonomy places the organism in Eukaryota, Fungi, Ascomycota, Pichiomycetes, Serinales, Metschnikowiaceae.
AUGCCAUUCGGACCAAAAUCUUUGGAGGGCCGCAAGUACCCAGCAAAGGAACAUGCUAAGAGAGUAUACAAGCAUUUCAGAGAGAAGAAUGACGCCAAAAGAGUUUCGUUCUUCAUGAGCGGCGAAGACUUGGAACUCUACCAAUACUGUGAUCAGACGAAGCCUAUCCGCCAAAACAGAUACUUCUUCUACUUGAGUGGGUGUGAGGUGCCAGGCUCUCACGUUUUGUACAAUGCGGAAACUGACAAGUUGACGUUGUUCUUGCCUAACAUUGACUACGAAGACGUCAUGUGGAGCGGAAUGCCUCUUUCGAUCGAAGACGCCCUCAAGAAAUUUGACGUUGACUUCGUGAAGUACGUUGACAGCUUGGAAGAAGCCCUUCAAGCUUUGUCGUCUGAUGGAUUUACCAUUUUCACCACAGACUUCAAUAAGUGGAACGAAAAGUUCAAACGCUUCAUGACUGAACAAAGCCCAGACUUCUUCUACGCUUUGGACGAGGCCAGAAUGAUCAAAGAUGACUUUGAGAUAGAAUUGAUGAAACAUGCCUCUGCUAUCACCGACAAGUGUCAUCUUGGUGUCAUGUCAGCUACACCGAUCGAAACCAACGAGACUCACAUUCACGCUGAGUUCAUGUACCAUGCUCUUAGGCAAGGAUCGAAAUAUCAGCUGUACGAUCCUAUUUGCUGCUCUGGGCCCAACUGCUCGACUUUGCAUUAUGUGAAGAACGAUGACGAAAUAGAUAAUAAGAGAUCCAUCUUGAUCGACGCCGGUGCUGAGUGGAGUUGCUACGCUUCAGAUGUUACCAGAUGUUUCCCUAUCAAUGGUGAUUGGACAAAAGAGCAUCUUGAGAUUUACAACAUUGUGUUGAAGAUGCAAAAGGCCACUAUGGCCCUCAUCAAGCCUGGUGCGAGCUGGGACGACAUUCAUCUCGAAGCACACAAGGUCAUGAUCAGAGAGUUCAUUAAUUUGGGGAUUUUCAAGAACUUUCCAGAAGAGGAAAUCUUCGACUCUAACAUCUCGGCCCGCUUCUUCCCCCAUGGUUUGGGCCAUUUGCUAGGUAUGGACACACAUGACGUGGGUGGAUACCCCAACUACGAAGACCCAGAUCCAAAGUUGAGAUACUUGCGGUUGCGCCGUAACUUGAAGGAAGGUAUGGUACUCACUGAUGAACCUGGAGUCUACUUCUCGCCCUUCUUGUUAAAGGAUAUUUUGGAGGACGAGACCAAAAUGAAGUACAUCAACAAAGACGUGCUUGACAAGUACUGGUACAUUGGCGGUGUUAGAAUUGAAGACGACUUACUCAUCACCCGUGACGGAUUUGAAAACUUUACGAAAAUCACAUCCGACCCAGCGGAGAUAACGAAGAUCAUUAAAGACAGCAUUGCUAAGGGUAAGGAGCAUUUCCAUAAUAUUGUAUAG